CCAGACUGAACGGGUGGACUGCUCAUCCAUGCGCCUGCUGAAACGGAAUCUACACAUCCGAUGCGGGCUGGUAUGAGAACCACCGCCCUUUAUAUCCAUGACCACACCCAGUUGCCAGCUUUCAGCUGCCUCUGGGGCCUGCAUCCGAAAUUACUUUGACUUUCUGGCAGAGAUCGCCUGGGAGUCGAGCGUGGUAUUUCAUCAUGUUAAGUCCUUUGUCUGUGGCGCUUUUGGCGCUACCGGCGCUUCUGUUGUACCUGUACUCCGCGCUCAGCUACCGCCGGCUGAAGCAGUAUGCUCAUUUCCCUCAGCUGAAGCCUUCAGUGGUGUGGGGUCAUCUCAAGGCCAUUAACGAACAUCACAUGAAGCGCAAUGAGAAGGACUCUCAGCUCGAUCCUACGAUGGGAGAUAUGCUCGAGGAAAUUGGGAAUCCUCCCAUCAUGCUUCUCGAUCUUCGUCCAGUCAGCCGACCUUUGCUUGUUAUUCGAAGCCAUGAAAUCGCGGAACAGGUCUCGAGACAGUCAAAGAUGUGGCCGUAUAGCGCACCGAAGUCCGACACUAUGAUGUAUCUCACACCGCUUCUGGGUGAGAAGUCUAUCGUGAUGUCCCAAGGCCCCGGAUGGAAAGACAUGAGAAAGCACUUCAACCCUGGCUUUGCUCCCCAGCACCUCAUGAGUCUGAUGCCAGUGAUCUUGGAAAAGACUCAGACUUUCCUCGCCAAACUCGACGAGCUCGUUGGUACGGGUGAAGAUUUUGAGCUAGAGCCGCUAUGCACCAAUCUCACUUUCGACAUUAUUGGCGCCGUGACGAUGGAUGUCGAUCUUAACGCACAGCUUCCUGAGGAUCAACAGGGAGACUUCAUCAGGGGUUACAAGGAGUUCUUGACCUCCUACAGAGAGGGCAGUGGUAUACUCAAGUGGUGGGAGAACCCACAGCUGGGCAGGAAACGAAGGCGACUUGCCAAGUCUUGCAACGUCUUCCUCGAGGAUGUCAUUCGUCGCAAGUUCAACGAUGUGCAGCAGGACAAGGGGUCGACGAGCCGCAGCAUCCUGGCCCUCAGUUUGAAAGACACGCAUGUCUUGACACAGGACAUCAUCGACGGGACAAAGGAUCAGCUCAAAACAUUCAUGUUUGCAGGGCAUGACACUACCAGCAUUCUCUUGCAAUGGGCCUUUUACGAGCUAUCGCGGACGCCCCGGGCAAUGAAGAGCCUUCGAGCCGAACUGGAGAGCCUAUUCGGCCAGGAUUUGAGCCCCGAAGUCGUCCGGGAAGCUCUGCUUGCCAGAGGCGAGGAGAUCACCCAGAAGAUGACCUACACCUCGGCAGUCAUCAAGGAGAUUCUGCGUCUGUACCCACCAGCUGGAACAGCACGCCUUUGCCCCCCGGGCGCGAACUUCCACCUCCAGUUGCCUGACAACAGCAGUCUCUGCGUCGAUGGGAUGGUUCUGUACAACUGCGCCACUCUGAUUCAGCGAGAUCCCGAUGUCUACGGAAGCACCAAAGACGAUUUCGUACCCGAGCGAUGGCUCGGUAACACGGAUACGUCGAUGGCGAUGAAUGAUGAUGAGAAGAUGGGCAUCGGCAAAGCUGGCGAGAACGAGAUCCCUGCCGCGGCAUGGAGACCCUUCGAGAGGGGUCCCAGGAACUGUAUCGGACAGGAGCUUGCUAAUAUCGAGGCCAGGGUGAUUCUGGCUAGUGUUGUGGGCAAGUAUAUUUUCGAGAAGGUCGGCCUAGGAGAGGCUACGCUCGAUGAGAAGAACCGCCCAAUCAUCAACGAAAAGGGGCAAUACAGGUCCAACACACAGCUCUACAACACGAGACAAAUCACCGCCCGGCCGGUUGACAACAUGAGGGUCCGAGUGAGGCAUCAGGUCUCGUCGAGAGUCUGAGACGGCACAUUCUCGUCCAGAAGGUCUAGAAAUGGCCCAGUUGCCGUUGAUAGCAGGCACUCUGAAAUAAAUAUGAAUUAUUGAGGCGUUAGCUUGGGGUAAACUCGGACUUGCUGGUCGGUAGCUGGCAAAUGAUAGAAACCACAACAAAACAUUUGUUUUAUAAGAGACUUUUUCGUAACGAGUGUC
This is a messenger RNA of Colletotrichum phormii, 2078 nucleotides long. Its product is annotated as cytochrome P450 52A11. The transcript has 5 exons. Gene Ontology annotation, molecular function: iron ion binding; oxidoreductase activity, acting on paired donors, with incorporation or reduction of molecular oxygen; monooxygenase activity. The record is from RefSeq and is a predicted model, not a curated record. Bases 204 to 1889 code for a protein of 561 amino acids. Lineage: Eukaryota; Fungi; Ascomycota; Sordariomycetes; Glomerellales; Glomerellaceae.